This is a messenger RNA of Sinocyclocheilus grahami, 897 nucleotides long. Its product is annotated as SPARC-related modular calcium-binding protein 2-like. The transcript has 4 exons. Bases 294 to 587 code for a protein of 97 amino acids. The record is from RefSeq and is a predicted model, not a curated record. NCBI's taxonomy places the organism in Eukaryota, Metazoa, Chordata, Actinopteri, Cypriniformes, Cyprinidae. Gene Ontology annotation, molecular function: calcium ion binding.
AUGAGAGGAUGUCUGUGCUCGCUGAAGCGGCCAUUCAGGGGUCAGAGGAGCAUUUUGUCCCAGAAUGCAGUGCAGAUGGGCGGUACAGAGCCGUUCAGUGCCACAGCAGCACAGGAUACUGCUAGUGCGUGAGAGUGGACUCAGGACGGCCCGUGCCGGGCACUUCAGCCAGGAACCAACUACCUGACUGCAGCGCUCAGGAAACACACACACUCAUCAUCAACAACAGCUACACACAAACGCCUCGCUCAGGUUGUCCCAGUGUACGAAAGUAAGGCUUUCUGAAGAGUUUAAUGCAAGGAUUUCAGCAGGAGGUUGAAAACGAGGCUCCAUCUUCUGCUUACAGGACCCCUGAGGCUCGUCCUCAUGUCCUCACCUCUCCAGCCUCUUUCUCGUCUGUUCAAACUCUCCAUCGGUACUUUGCGUGGCUGCACGCAGACACCGAUGGGCUUCUGAGCGAGCGUGAAAUCCUGCUCCGCAGAACUCUGCGUCCUCGCCGCUGUGCCAAGAAGCUCAUGCAGUUCUGUGACCGGAAUGCAGACCGCCGCCUAAGCUCUCAAGAACUCACUUCCUGUCUUGGCAUUUAAGGCCAAACUCCAUAAAUAUUGUGCAGGAUGAAGUAUCUUUGGAAAUCAUUUCAGACUUCAGUUUGACCUUCAUCUCUCCACAGCUCUUUUGAGUCUCAGACUGCAGCGUUCAAUCACUUCACUCUGGGUUUUUGAAUCUAUUUCAGCUCUCGCCGGCACUCUGACCUUUUCACUUAUGCAAGACGCAACACUUUGCCUUUCAAAUAAAGGACUUGUUAUUGGUUCUGUAGAAAUAACCACGGUUAAGCCUUUCUGACCGCUGGUGUGUGACCAAGUGUGUGUGCGCCUGUAUUUGAGUGGCUGAGAGAGU